Molecule: messenger RNA, 2604 nt
Organism: Trichoderma asperellum CBS 433.97
Lineage: Eukaryota; Fungi; Ascomycota; Sordariomycetes; Hypocreales; Hypocreaceae
Source: RefSeq, a predicted model, not a curated record
AUGCUGCUGCGCGAUCUCCCAGAGCGCACGACCUUCUAUGAUCCAGUGGCAGAGCUUCAGAUGACCCAAACGGAUGCAAAAUUAUUCUAUCAGAGGAGCAAGAUUGAUACGCGGAGUGGAAAUUCUCCCUGGCCGCAGUCCACUCCCUUUGGAAGUCCACAAAUUCCUUCAGGCUCAUACCCGGCCACCGAGUACGGACUUGAUUCCUUAAUCCUCGACACUGAUGAAAUCGUAGACACCCCUGCCAGUCUCUUCGGGUCAACAGGUCCAUCCAAUGCCUCUUAUCCUAAGCCUGGUGACCCCACUAGCCAGGCCUUCAACGAUGCAAGAAUUGCCAAUGAGCCUUCUGUUGGCUUGCCGGGUAAUGGUCUUUUUGAUACUGAGCCUCACAUAACAGCUGAGCUCAGUGCUAUUGCCAAGCAAAUCCAUAGAAUACUUGAUGUAAGGCGCAAGUACAUCGCCCUUUCGGCUCAGGGUCCGAAUGACAAUCCUAGAGAUGACCCUAGCUGGGACAUAUAUCCCCCUCCUCCCGACCCUGCAUGGAUUCAGAGCCAUGGUCAUGGUCAUGGCAUUGAUGAGACCGGGAAGCAGGGUGUAAGCUCUCCUUCCAGUACUCAGGGACGAAAAAAGCCAACUCGGAAGAGAAAACCCGGUCAAGAUAUUGGAGAUGACUUCUGCUUGGAAGACUUACUGCCUUUGCCAGAGAGUGGUGACAUGACCUUUGAGCUCGACAGCGAAGGCAUUUAUCAGGUAUUUGACAAGUCGGCCAGUAAAACCCCCGCUAUAAGAGUGCCUACUAUCAGAGAAUUCUAUAUGGACUUGGAGGAAAUUCUCGCAGUUUCGUCUGAUGGUCCAAGCAAAAGCUUUGCUUUCCGCCGGCUUCAGUAUCUGGAAGGAAAAUUUAAUCUGUAUGUUCUCCUCAAUGAAUAUCAAGAGACCGCGGACAGCAAAAAGGUGCCACAUCGAGAUUUCUACAAUGUCAGAAAGGUGGAUACACACGUUCACCACUCUGCGUGUAUGAACCAGAAGCAUCUCUUGCGGUUUAUCAAGAGUAAGAUGAAGAAAUAUCCAAACGAAGUUGUACUCUUCCGAGAUGGAAAGCAUCUCACCUUGGCAGAAGUAUUUGCCAGUAUUAAUUUAACAGCGUAUGAUUUAAGCAUAGACACGCUUGACAUGCAUGCGCAUACCGACUCGUUCCAUCGCUUCGAUAAAUUCAAUCUUAAAUACAACCCUAUCGGCGAGUCGCGCCUCAGGACAAUAUUUCUUAAGACGGACAAUUUCAUCCAUGGACGCUACCUAGCUGAGAUUACCAAAGAAGUGAUCUCUGAUCUAGAGUCCAGCAAAUACCAGAUGGUGGAGUGGCGCAUAUCUAUCUAUGGCAAGUCUAUAGAUGAGUGGGAUAAGCUUGCAGCGUGGGUUGUGGAUAACAAGCUCUUUUCCCAUAACGUUCGCUGGCUGGUCCAGAUCCCUCGCCUCUACGACAUCUACAAAGCCAGCGGUUUGAUGGAUACGUUCGAGCAAGUCAUCAAGAAUGUGUUCCAACCUUUGUUCGAAGUCACGAGAGAUCCUUCUUCUCAUCCCAAGCUCCACGUAUUUCUCCAGCGUGUCAUUGGCUUUGACAGCGUAGACGACGAAAGCAAAACCGAAAGGCGACUCUUCAGGAAGUUCCCCGUGCCCAGAGCCUGGGAUACGAAGCAGAACCCUCCUUACAGCUACUGGAUCUAUUUCUUAUUUGCUAAUAUGACCUCCUUGAACCACUUCCGGCGAAGUCGCGGCUUCAAUACGUUCGUCCUACGACCUCAUUGCGGAGAGGCAGGUGACAGCGAGCACCUGGCUGUGGCGGCAUUGUGCUGCCAUAGUAUUAGUCACGGAUUGUUGCUGCGGAAGGUUCCCUUGCUACAAUAUAUUUUCUAUUUGGAUCAAAUUGGCAUCGCAAUGUCGCCGUUGAGUAACAAUGCCUUGUUCUUGGCCUAUGAGCGCAACCCGUUCCAUCAGUAUUUCAGACGAGGCCUGAAUGUCUCACUAUCUACAGACGAUCCGCUGCAAUUUGCGUUUACCAAGGAGCCUUUGAUAGAGGAAUAUGCUGUGGCUGCGCAGAUUUACAAGCUGAGCCCUGUUGAUAUGUGCGAGCUGGCAAAGAAUUCGGUGAAGCAGAGCGGAUAUGAAAAGGCCAUCAAGCAGCAGUGGCUGGGCCCAGAUUUUGAAAAGCCUGGGAAAGAAGGAAACAAGAUGGUGAAGACAAACGUGCCCGAUCGCAGAGAAGAGUUCCGGUAUCAUACACUCUUGCAGGAGAGAGACGUUUUGACCCGGUAUCUCGCAUUUAAUGAACUGGUGUCAAACGGCACACCAGCAAGCGCUCUGGGAGCAGAUCUUCAGGAAAACAAGAAGCCUACUUCCUCAGUCGCACAUACAGCGGCCGAGCAUAUGGAUGCAAUCCCAGAAGGGCAUGCAUCAUCCAUCGAGGCUCAUACUGGGGAUCCACUUCUGCCUCCUGGCACCAUGGCAGAUAGCCACGUAUCUGGGAACGAUCCGAUGAUGUUUCCUGGAAUUCUUGCCAGAGAGCACCGUAAUAACAGCUCCAGAAACCUGGCUCAAAGUGGAUAG